CUGUUUAUUCAAUCUGUCUCCCGCUACUGGUCCGCAGCUCUGACCGAAAACACUGCUGCUGUAACGGCUUCUACUAGGUUUAUAACAGGCCUAACGCUGUGAGGUCUGUGUCAGUUUUACAUCCAGAGGACUAUUUCGGUCCGCGUUUGGACAACUUGGUCUACUUUUACGCAUGGCAACAUCGGUCACAUUCCGAGAGUAACACCUCGAAGGGUCGGAGCUCUGAACGUGCGACGUUUAAACUUGGACUUGUAGGCCUAGAGGUUAUACACCAUAUUGAGCUGUCUGCGGUCCUCAUCUGCCAAAGCCAUGUUUUCCAAAGCCACUGCCAACUUUGUCCGUCAUAUUGACCCCGAAGGAAGCCUCAUCCACGUGUCCCGAUUAAAUGACUCCGAUAAACUGGUUCCCAUGGCACUGGUCGUCAAACGCAACCGCAUGUGGUUCUGGCAGAGCCCCAAGUACCAACCAACAGAUUUCACCCUCAGCAACUUGUUGCAAGGCGACAAGGUGCUCAGUCCUGACGUGUCCAAGACAGAAUUUGUGACCUACGAGGGGACAUAUAGAGACAAACUCUCCGGGAAGCUGGACACCGAGGCUGGAUCUGUCAGAGCCACUCUGGAGGGCCACGGAACUUCCAAGCUCCAGUCAUGUUUUGGCAAGCUGAAGAAAGAAGAACUGGAUGUGAAGAAGCUGUUACAAGACUCCAGUGGCAGGUUGAUAGACAUGCAGCAACCGCUGGUGCAGCAGCUGGAGAAGCGGGCUGACGUGCUGGCGGUGGUUAAGGAGAGGAUCCUCACCGCCAACUCCUUCACCGUCACCCAGACGAAAAAGGAGCAGUGCAUCUUUCAGGGGAUGCUCGGACUAGUGGGCUUGAUGGGGAGCUCUUUUAAGGUGUGUGUGAAGGACAGCAACAACAUUGAGGCGGACUGUGAUGUUUCCUUGGAAAUCCCCUCUGGUACAGUCAUUGCGUACAGCAUCCUGGAACUGGAGAUAAAGAAAAGUGGACACUUUAAUAUAUGCCUACAGCCUGGAUUAAUGGGAGGCAUUGAGGCAGACUCACCUGAGUCCUGGCCAUCCUUUGAUUCCUUGGACGAAGUGGACGGCAGGUGCAAUGGGCAUAAGGUUCCAAAGAAAGUACCUUUGGGUGCACUGCAAAAUGGAUCACAGGUGAUGGACCUCUCUCCUCUGGCAGAGCUCCCCCAGUUGACUCGAGGUGUCUUGUUCAAGAGACUCCAAGAGACUCUGGGGGACAGAACUGCUUUGUCAUAUAUGGAGUGUUUGCUUGAGGAGUUGUGCAGUGGAGAAACACUCAACAUGGCCAAGCACAAAGAGCUGUCGGAGAGUCAAAGAAAGUUAUUGUCAGCCAUACUGGACCGAGCCGGCACAGACAGUCACGCUGAGAACACCCAGUGUGGUAUUCCUUCCCAUCUAAACGCAGCUCACCUGUUGGUCAGUGCCUUGGAAGAGUUGCCUGAUCCGACUCUAAGCCUCUUGAGCGAGAGCAGUGCUGAUUUUCUGGAAGCCUUCGACACACUGAUGUGCAUGUUAAAGAAGAGCAGGGAGCCUCUCUCCAUCCAGUGUCUUCCGGUCCCCCUGCAGGACAACCAGGCCUUCCAAUGUGCGGAACAGCUGCUCAGCUCCACCAACGUGACGCUGAAGAGAGACAGCGACAGGCUGUGGAUGGAGAUGGGAGAUGAAGAAGGAGUUCUCCCACUGGUCCUCUGUCUCAGCAUACAGGGGUUGUCCCUGCUGUGCAAAGGGCAGCAGUAGUGGUAGUGUCUGCAUGUGCACUUUCUUUCUUUUUCAUGGAGUAUAUUCGGUUCAUUCUUUCUUUAUUGUAAAGUUUAUUGGUACUAGGCAUGACAGGAUAUAUAUCAUAUGUUUACUAUUUAUACAUUAUCAUACAGAAAUUGCUAUUAUUUUAUUAUUUUAUUUUAUAUUUUUAUUACUUAGGAAGCACUUUCAUAUUUUUGUAUGAAAAAGGAAAUAUAUAAUAUUGUAUCAGAUGAAAAUAUGUGUCUCUUUCAUAGCUUAUAAAGCAUGUAUGAGGUUCAGGAACCUUACAUAUAUCUGUCCAACAAAUUGUUAAUAUCCUGUUUAAAUCCAGCUAUAUUAUUUUUAUCAAAAACUUUCAGCCCGAUAUUAAAAUGUGUCUGCAUUAAUUGGUUAAAGUAAUUGUGUGACCCCCCACAUCCACUGAAUUUACUGUAAAUGCAUAUUGGUUAACCUGAAAUUUUAGUUCAAGAAGUCUGACGACGGUAGAUUUCCCAUUUUUUAUUAACAACUAAAUGUAAAAUGUGAUUCAUGCCAAGAGUACACAACAUUGCUGAUAUUUAUACAAUUCUGCAGAAUGCUGAAAACUGUGUUGCACGCCUAUUCUUGUUAUAUGCUAUUGAGGCUAUAUUUUAUUGCUGCUACGGCUCCUAAUCAAAAAUAUUUGCUAUUUCUUUCAUUAAAAAAAAGCUAUAUUUAACAUUCCCUGAGAUAUUGGCAUAAUCAUUGUAAGUCAAAUAUAUGUCACAUGUAUUGAUGUGUCAUAUGUCUUUGUACAUGAAGCUACAGUGGGGAAAACAAGUAUUUAAUACAGGUUUGAUUGCAGGUUUUCCUACUGACAAAGCAUGUAGAGGUGUGUAAUUUUUAUCCUAGGUACACAACUGUGAGAGACGGAAUCUAAAACAGAAAAAGAAGAAGGUUGAGUACAACCCCAAUAACACCAUCCCAACGGUGAAGCAUGGAGGUGGAAACAUCAUUCAGAAUGUUUAAGGACAUUCUUUUUCUUUUGAUGUUGACCCAUUGGGCUGUGUCGAAAAGCAAAAACCAAAUAAACUUCAUUCUAUUGUUAUUGAAAAUCUCUCCUCA
Etheostoma cragini (Arkansas darter) is the source of this 2859-nucleotide messenger RNA. RefSeq names its product gasdermin-E-like. The record is from RefSeq and is a predicted model, not a curated record. Lineage: Eukaryota; Metazoa; Chordata; Actinopteri; Perciformes; Percidae. Gene Ontology annotation, cellular component: cytoplasm. The transcript is spliced from 10 exons. Gene Ontology annotation, biological process: programmed cell death. Bases 310 to 1770 code for a protein of 486 amino acids.